AUGCCAUACUUUGCACCCACGACCGUCUUACCCGCAAAGUUGCCGAGCACGGCCGAGAUCGAAUCCGCGCGGGAGAUACUGACCGAACGCACGGCCGCCAAGGUCGUCGCUCUGGGCCCACACUUUGUUGCCAAGUACGGCAGGGGAAUUGACCUGGAAGAAGGGCAGACCAUGAUCUUUGUCAAGCAACGCGCCCAAGUCCCCGUCCCCGCCGUGUACGCCCUCUACCAUGACGAGGGCAAGAACUUUAUCAUCAUGGAGCGGAUCCACGGGCAGACGAUGGAGGAGAGAUGGACAACGCUCACGAGUGCGGAGAAGAACCUGGUGGCGACCCAGCUCAAGGAAUGCCUGCGGCGAAUGCGCUCGGUCAAGCCGAUGAACGGAUAUAGCAGUCUGAACCAGAAGCCGCUGCGAGAUUCUCUGUUCUUGACGUACACGGGGGAAGGGUCGCUGAAGUAUCACUACGAGGGCCCGUUCAAGACCGAGUCGGAUCUCAAUGACGCAAUCAUCAGGAAAUGCAAGGCGUCCGAGGCGAUGAGGGGCAAAGCCAUGUUCUACCAGAACGCGCUGCAUGACGUGUUCUGCACGCACCCGCCGGUCUUGACGCACGGCGACCUGCAGCGGAAGAACAUCAUGGUGAGAACCGGUCCUCAGGGGAAAGGGGACGUGACCAUCACGAUCCUGGAUUGGGAGAUUGCCGGUUGGUAUCCCAGCUACUGGGAGUACGCCCAGGCCAUCGUGGCCUGCGGAUUGUUCGAGGACAACUGGCACCAUUACGUCGAUAGGUUUCUAGACCCUUAUCGGAAUGAGUAUGCCUGGCUACACAUGCUACAGAAUGAAUUAUGGUGA
Cladophialophora carrionii CBS 160.54 is the source of this 849-nucleotide messenger RNA. RefSeq lists its product as uncharacterized. The transcript has a single exon. The record is from RefSeq and is a predicted model, not a curated record. Lineage: Eukaryota; Fungi; Ascomycota; Eurotiomycetes; Chaetothyriales; Herpotrichiellaceae. The coding region runs from base 1 to 849 and encodes 282 amino acids.